CCCACAAACGGAGAAAUUCCCUGGAACGGAGAAAUUCGGGACAAUUUUCUUGUUAUACGAAUUCUCAUAAGCGGACACCUCUAUCGGACGGACACGGACACCACAAUUUUCCCAGCGGUGCCGAAAAACCUCCCAUUAACGGACACGGAAUUCUGAAGAGCGGCCAAAAAUGAAUAUGUUGGUACCCACCAGUCAAAGACGAUCUUGUAGUAUUAUUUUAACCCAACCGCGCAAACAGGAACUUCGGGGAACCCCCUUCAUUUCGUUCAUAAUCGUCACAACCCAAAUACGUUCUUAGUUUUCAAUACACAGUAUUACACAGUGCCGCUAGCAGUGAAACGCAUGUUAUUAGAAUCAUGGCGCCUAGAAAAAGAUUUCUGACGUUGAAAGAGAAAAUGGAGCUGAUAAAUAUUGCAGAAAAGGAGAAUUCAUCAGUGCGCAAGUUAGCAGAAAGAUUCAACAUAGGUAAAACUCAGGCGGCGGCAAUUGUGAAACAGAAAGAUAGAAUUCGCGAUAUGUGGCAAUCUGGUGAUAGUCUGCAGCAAAAACUAUGUAGAUUGAAAAACAUUCCAGAAAAAAUUGACAGAGAUUGUCUAGAUUGGUUUUCCCGAGUGCGAAAUCAGAACAUCCCGGUUUCAGGACCAUUGAUUAAAGCGAAAGCGAAAGAAAUUGCAAGCAUGUUGAAUUAUGAUAAAUUCAGUGCUUCAAAUGGAUGGUUGCAAAAAUGGAGGACAAGGCAUAAUAUAAGUUUCAAAGCUAUAUCUGGCGAAUCUGCGGAUGUUAAUGUAGAAAAUGUAAAUGAAUUUCUACAAAAUUUGCCAUCUCUUCUUUUAGGAUAUAAACCAGAAGAUAUUUUCAACGCUGAUGAAAGCGGUUUGUACUUUCGGGCACUACCAGAUAAAACAAUGGCACUCAAAAAAGAAAAAUGCGUUGGCGGUAAAAUGUCAAAAGAGAGGCUCACUAUUUUAUUCUGUGCUAACAUGACUGGUCAAAAAGAAAAAUUAUUAGUAAUCGGAAAAGCCGCCUGUCCACGCGCACUUAAGAAUGUUUCAAUCAAAGACCUGCCAGUUACAUGGAAAUCAAAUUCCAAAGCAUGGAUGACUGGCGUCAUAAUGAAGGAAUGGCUCAUAGAUAUGGACCGAAGAAUGAGGUUCCAAAAGAGGAAAAUAUUGCUAUUUCUGGAUAAUGCUGGUUCACAUCCGAAGGAUGUGAAUCUAACUAAUAUAAAACUAUGUUUCUUACCACCUAACUGCACUUCGGUGUGUCAACCUUUGGACCAAGGCAUAAUAAAAAAUGUUAAAUUUUUCUACAGAGACUUGAUACUGAAACAUGUUCUAUCAAAAAUGGAUAGUGCUUCAUCAGCUUCAGAAUUAUCGAAAUCAAUAAAUAUUCUGGAAGCACUGUAUUUCAUUAAAACAGCUUGGGACAACGUUGCUCAGAGAACUAUCCAAAAUUGCUUCACUAAAGCGGGAUUCAAGAAAAAUGGGCCUUCUUCGAAUCUCUCUGAAGAGGCAUAUGACGAAGAAGACUGCGUACCCUUGUCAGUACUAGCCACCUUUUUCAAAAACUGUAAAGCAGUGUGCAACACAGUGGAUGAUAGAGAAUUUAUUGAUUUAGACGAAGAAAUUACUACUGAAGAGCAUUCCGAUUUUGUCGAUAAAAAUGGAGAGAAAGAUGACGAAGAUCGAAUUGAACAGGAGAGCAACAUAGAAGGUUGCAUUAUUUCCGAAAGCACCAAAAUAAAAACCAAUAGCGAAGCACUGAAAUUGAUUGGCGAAUUGAAAAUAUUUGCCCAAGAAGAUUUUGUGGCUUUUCGACUGGUUAAAAAUCUGGAGACCCACUUUCAAACACGUCUACUUUCUGAAAGAGAAAAAAAAAUGACACAAUCCAAGAUUACUUUUUUUUUUCUGAAUGAAAUUCAUAAUGUACAUAAACUGUUUCUGUAACAGCUUCAUACUUUGCAAUUCAUUUUUCUUUAAAAAGUAUAUACAUAUUAUAUUUCAAUAAAUGCAUUUCGUUUUAUUUCUCUUUGUAUUUAUUUUGAACCUUCCCACAAGCGUACACCUCCCACGACCGGACAAAAAAGCUGGAACCAACGGUGUCCGCUCUUGGGAGGUUUCACUG
Molecule: messenger RNA, 2124 nt
Organism: Harmonia axyridis
Lineage: Eukaryota; Metazoa; Arthropoda; Insecta; Coleoptera; Coccinellidae
Product: tigger transposable element-derived protein 6-like
Exons: 2
Coding region: 357-1946 (529 amino acids)
Cellular component (GO): nucleus
Molecular function (GO): DNA binding
Source: RefSeq, a predicted model, not a curated record